AGGUGAUUAAGAAAAAAAGGAAAGAGAAUUAAAAAAGAGGAACUACCUACAAACAAAGCAAAAGAAGGUUAAGGAAAAAACUAGGGACGAAACGCUAUAAUCCAGAUGCAUAUGCGCACCGUAGUUGACAUAAGAUGGAAAGGAUGCGGAUUGAAGAAGCAAGGAUCAGAUUAUAGCCCAUCAAAUUAGAAAUACUAGUAAUUGCAAAAAUAUCGUGUGUAUAUAUACACCCGGGUGUACGGUAUAGGUGCUUCAUACUAAACCGUCAAAAACAAAGCCCUCAUCCACGUAAGAGCACCUUCUAUGCUACAAUGUGCACCAAUAAUUGUAGCUUUGUAUCUCUCAUACGUGUGAUAUGGGGUGGUGGAUCGAUAAUUUUCGAGUAUACGAGUGAUAGCACUAGCCCUUACAAAGGGAAAUUGUUUUUAUUUGAUAGUAGUCCUUCCGCUAUCAAUGGAAUAUACCGCCGUGGUUGCCGCUGUCGCUGACGAACGGCGGAAGGCUCAGUCGCGGCCUAAGCGCUUUGUGAAGAACCAAAUCCCAGAUUCGGUACUGAAUGAUGCGGCUCUCAACGCUGCCAUCUCCCUCCUCCCAAUCAACUAUAACUUCGAGAUUCACAAAUGUGUUUGGCGCAUCCGAUGCAGGGAGGCUAAACGUGUCGCUUUGCAGUUCCCGGAGGGUCUCCUCAUGUAUUCCCUCGUCAUCGUCGAUAUCAUCUCCACCUUCACUUCCGUCACGGACUGCUUUGUUCUCGGCGACGUCACCUACGGCGCCUGCUGCGUGGACGACCUAUCAGCCCGCGCGCUCUCCGCCGACCUCCUGAUUCACUAUGGCCACAGCUGCCUCGUUCCCAUUGAUGUGACCACGAUCCCCUGUCUCUACGUCUUCGUUGAUAUCGCUAUCGAUGUAAGCAAACUUCUGGACGAAUUAAAAAACAAUUUCUCUCCGGAGCAGUAUGAAAAUUUCAUUAUGGCGGGUACAAUCCAGUUCUCUAAUGCAAUUCGAGCCGUUAAACCGGAGCUUGAAAAGCUAGGGUUUAGGGUUUUGAUACCACAAUCCAAGCCCCUGUCAGCGGGAGAAGUCCUCGGGUGCACGGCUCCAACUGUCAGUAGGAAGAUUUGCAGUCCGGAAACCGCAGUUUUGAUCUUCGUUGCGGAUGGGAGGUUUCAUCUGGAGGCAUUUAUGAUAGCAAAUCCAAUGAUAAAGGCGUACAGGUACGAUCCAUACAUUGGGAAACUGUUUGUUGAGGAGUAUGAUGAAGAGGGGAUGAAGGAUGAGAGGAGAAAAGCAAUAGAGAAGGCUAAGGGGGCAAGGAAUUGGGGAAUAGUCUUGGGGACUUUAGGGAGGCAGGGAAACCCCAGGAUAUUGGAUCGGUUGGAGAAGAAGAUGGAGGAUAAAGGGAUGAGUUGGACGGUGAUAAUGAUGUCAGAGAUCUCUCCUGCUAGAAUAGGUUUGUUUGAUGAUUCCGUGGAAGCUUGGGUGCAGAUAGCCUGCCCCAGGUUGUCCAUUGAUUGGGGCGAUGCCUUUGGGAAGCCGCUUCUGACAGCUUUUGAAGCUGAGAUUGCUUUGGGUGAUCUUGCUGGGUGGUGGGAGAGAAGAAAGUCUGGUUCCGCACAACUUUGCGCAUGCAACAGGAAAGAAGAAGAAGAUUAUUACCCAAUGGAUUAUUAUUCUCAGGAUGGCGGGGAGUGGAAUUCUUGCUACUCUAAGAACAACACUGCCACAAAAACAUCACAAGAAAAGAACACACGCAAUCUUUGCAGCUCCCCAUCAACUGCUGGUUGCUGUUAAGAUCCCCCGGUGGACUUUUUUCGUUUAAUUGAUGAAUUGAUUGAUGACCGACUAUAUUUCUGCAUUCGAUGAAGAGGAAAAUGGUUUUUAUUUCCCCUCUGCAUUUCCUGCUUACCUGCUUAUAGAGUGCAUUGUUGAAGGCUAGAAGAUAUCUGGCUGUUUUUUAUACAAUUAAUUAACUAGCAAUAAAGUUGAUAUUAAGCUAGCUGCUUUUUAUAAUCUUGGUCUUGGACAUACGUUCUCAUAACCCUGAAUCUAUAGACUACCAUCCCAAGAUAAUUCUUGGCGUACACAUGUUUAAAAAAUGUCUUCACAGGCGUGUGUAGUACAAAAAGUUUUUUCAAUGAAUUUAUCUUUUUAUUGUUGCUAUUAAU
This is a messenger RNA of Cuscuta europaea, 2165 nucleotides long. Lineage: Eukaryota; Viridiplantae; Streptophyta; Magnoliopsida; Solanales; Convolvulaceae. The record is from the annotation of a GenBank genome assembly.